UGUUACCACAACACUUUAAUGCAGCAUGCGUCACAUGUUGAGGGAAAAGAUAGCUACGUUUUACUGACUCGUAUCUUCAUAGAUUAGAAAUUUGUCAGAGUCACUUUAUUUAGAACAAUUUAUUUGAAAAACAGUACAGGGUGAGGAAAAACAGUAAAAGCAAAACAAACUGUCCGGGCACCGAAAACCAUAGAAAGUGAACAGCUGUGAUAACUGCAUCACACAGCUCCGAUCGAAAUAAACAAACGUUCUCUGAUCUGAUCGGAUCCGAUGGAGACGCUUUUGAGUUGUAAACCAGAGGACUUGGAGGAUUAUUACGGGUUAUUAGGAUGUGACGAACUGUCAUCGAUUGAGCAGAUCAUCAAUGAAUACAAGAUCAAAGCUUUAGCGUGUCACCCAGACAAACACCUGGAUAACCCGACAGCAGUUUCUGAUGUUUUCUUUGUGGCAGUGGCAGAUUUCCAAAAGCUGCAGGAAGCCAAAGAGGUGUUAUGCAAUGAAGACAAAAGGAAAAACUACGACCUUUGGAAACGAAGCGGUGUUACGAUUCCGUUUCAUGAUUGGCAGGCUUUGAACGAUUCAGUAAAAACCUCCAUGCACUGGGCCAUGACAACCAAGAAGGAGCCGAUGUUGGAGGCCUCCGAAUCAGAUGCUGAUGUCGCUUCUCAAGCCGAGGCCUGUUGCUGUGAGAAGGAAGUGUCAGACAUCACUUCAUGUGAAGCUGCACCAUCUGCAAAUGAUUACUUCCAUCAGCGUUUCCGCUGGGCUGCCGACUCUCCAUCCCGCCUGCUGCAGAAGUUCAGAAAUUACGAAAUAUGAAUUUGUCAGAAGUAUUCUGAUUGUUUUGCCGAUGUUUUUUUAAUUGUGUUGCUUCACUUUACAACUUCAUUAUGAGCUGGUGUAUGCUUAUGUGUCUGUUGCAAGAUUAGGGUAAAAUGCUCUAAUCUGUGUGCUGAUGGAAAUGAUAAUCUGCCAUGUUCCUUCUGAUGAUGAUGUCAUGUAAAAUGUUGAAUCCACUGUGGCUUAAGCUUAGGUUUCAAACAGAAACUGGUAAAAUCAAAAAGUUUCAUCUCACUUGUUUUAGUUAUCUUUAUGGAAACACAUUAUUGUAUUUGUGGUUUAUUUGAAGUCAUUGUAUCACUUGGUUGAACUGCAUAAUUAAAGAGCAAGUCACUCCAAAUCAACAUUUUUUUGCAGAUAAACUAUAUAAAUGAGUAGCUGAUCGUGCUGUAGACAAAUGUAGUCAAUAAUUCGGCACUUUAGUGCAUCUUAGUUACAAUGUAAAUUUUCUGCCUAAAACUGUCAGCGAUGCACCGUCGUCAGGCAAAAACUCAGCACUGCGUUUGAAUUUAAAUCUGCCAUCCUAUUGGCUAAGAGGUACACUAUGAUGUUAGAUGGUACAUUAUGAUGUCGCAAUGUCGUGAGUGUGUGUAUUUGUUAGUGGCUCCGCCCUCUCGGUCUGCCAGGCAACAGCAUUUGUUGCAUUUUUCAAACAGGAAGUGGGAGGUGAGUAAGAAUCUGGUCCAAGUUGCCCCCUACCAGAGUCUAACUCCACUCCCACUUCAUGUUUGAAAAAUGCAACAAAUGCUGUUGCCUGGCAGACCGAGAGGGCGGAGCCGCUAACAAAUGCACACACACAGGCUCACAACAACACUGUGACAUCAUAAUGUACCAGCUAACAUCAUAGUGUACCUUUUAGCCAAUAGCGAUGGCAGAUUUAAAUUCCAACGUAGUGCAGAGUUUUUACCUGACAACGGCGCAACACUGACAGUUUUAGGCAGAAUAUGUAAAUUUUAACUAAGAUGCACUAAAGUGCCAAAUUAUUGAUGACUUGUCUACAGCAUGACUAGAUGCUCAUUUAUAUAGUUUAUCUGCACAAAAAGUAGAUUUGGGGGUGGCAUGCUCUUUAAAGACAUCAUGACUGGUGAAAAUGAAGAAUUAGUAUACUAUUUGAAAAAAAUCUUUAGUUUUUUAGGAGAAACUGCAGCUCAUGCUUUGUAUGUAUGUGGUUAAUGUUUCGCAUUUGGUGUAAAAGUAUCACUAACUUUCAGAAAAAUAAUUCCAAGUCAAGCAUGGUAGUGGUAGUGCGAUGGUCUGCGUCUGCUCUGCUUCUUCAGGACCUGGACAUCUUGCUGUAUUUGAUGGAACCAUCGAUGCUGCCCUUUAGCAGAAAUCCUAAUGGAAAAUAUGUGACAUUUGACCUUAAACCAGCCUUUGAUCUUUGGAAAGCCCUCCACUGUGGAUGAAAUAAAACAGUUGUGUAAAGAAAAGUUGGACAAGACUCUGCAGUGAAGAGAGACUCAUUACUAAUCAUCAGCAACACAUGAUUUAAGUUGUUUGAGUGUUAAGAGUGUUACGUUUGGGUAUUAAAAUCUCAUUAACAUUGUGCCAGGUGGGUUUGUGUAGAUUUUAUCUGAAUUAAUAAUAACUAAAUAAAUAAAUACUAAUUAGAAAACUACAUUUUUUA
This is a messenger RNA of Nothobranchius furzeri (turquoise killifish), 2467 nucleotides long. RefSeq names its product DnaJ (Hsp40) homolog, subfamily C, member 12 (gene dnajc12). Gene Ontology annotation, cellular component: cytoplasm. The record is from RefSeq and is a predicted model, not a curated record. Lineage: Eukaryota; Metazoa; Chordata; Actinopteri; Cyprinodontiformes; Nothobranchiidae.